AUGCGUCAGAGCACCAACGCCGCAGCCCAGGUGCACAGGUGCGUGCCCGGCCCUCUCAUAAUCCCUGGUGGCACAGAAGACAAGGAAGGUAUUGAUCAACAUUGGCAUCUUCGUCUCGACAUUGCGCGCCACCCGUCUGUCUAUCAAGGCUGUAGUGCUUACAAUUUGGGCACCCAGGCUCCCCUCUAG
Apiotrichum porosum is the source of this 189-nucleotide messenger RNA. RefSeq lists its product as uncharacterized. The transcript has a single exon. Bases 1 to 189 code for a protein of 62 amino acids. The record is from RefSeq and is a predicted model, not a curated record. NCBI's taxonomy places the organism in Eukaryota, Fungi, Basidiomycota, Tremellomycetes, Trichosporonales, Trichosporonaceae.